GAAGAAAAGAAGAAAAGAAAAAGGUUGAUCAUUCGGGAUACACGUGCAAAUAAAGUACCACUCUUAGGACAUAUCCUUUAAACGUCUUCCCUCAACAUAAAUUUCCCCGUCGCAAUUACGCUACCAUGCCACUUUCUACCUCGGCGCUGCUCCGCGGCAUAUUCCGGCAGCGCCUAGAGCAUCUACGCGUCGGACGCCUACCACGCUCAGCGCCCCGCCGCUUCCAGUCCAACACUCCGGGACCGAAGCCCGGCAACGGAGGUGAGACCGCGAAACAAAAACCGCCAACCGGGGAUCCGAUCCCGGUGGGUAGCACACCAGUUCCUCCCGUACCUCUGUGGCAGAGACUCGGCCCCCUAACACGCGCCGGUGAAGCCUAUGGUCGUGCCCAGCGGAAAAGACCCUGGGCUACGCAGAUCGUCUCCGCAAUCAUCAUUUAUCUAGCCGCCGACAUUAGCGCGCAGCGCAUAGGCGGCAAGGAAUACGUGCCUGAACGUACUGCUAGGAAUAUGGUUAUUGGUGGCGUAUCUGCUGUGCCGAACUUUCUCUGGUUCGUCUGGCUUUCCCGACACUUCAACUACUCAUCCCACAUCCUCUCACUUGGCGUCAAGAUUGUCGUCAACCAACUCGUCUUCACGCCUACUUUCAACAGCUACUUCUUCGGUGCUCAGGCGCUGUUGGCUGGGGACUCUCUUGCCGAGACCUGGGACCGAAUUCGCCGCACUGUUCCCGUCAGUUGGGUUAACGCCUGGAAGCUGUGGCCUGCUGUUACUGCCUUCACCUUCACUUUCAUCCCCAUUGAAUACCGCAGCGUCUUUUCGGGCGUCGUUGCCGUCGGCUGGCAGACCUACCUGAGCUACCUGAACCGCCAAGCUGAGAUCGAAGAGGAAAUGGCUCAUAGCAGGACUGUGGCUGCUUUACCUGCUGUUGAGACGAAGCACUUGCAGCUCAAUGCCCAGAAACCUCGAAUAACUGCGUGAAUUCAAGUUUCGUUUCUUCGUAGAUUUACCAUAAAAAUACGGAUUCGGGGACAAGAUAGACUAGGUAGACUUAUGGUUGGCGGAGGUGAAUUGGCAUUCAUAGGUAUCAAUCGGUUAAUAAAAGCUUCCCUGGUACUGGCAUAUAUCCUAUUCCUCACUAGAUCUGCUGUUAGAGGGUGUUCUGGUGGUCUGGUGGGGCUAGAAUUCUCAAGAUUGGUUAUAAACUGUUUAUAUUAAAAGUUAAAGGGGGAACCGGGCUACUACGAAUUAUUUGGUCAGGCUGGUAUCUCAAAUCCACGCUAUAGAUUUACCAUAAUUACCUUAUAGAUGUGCAUAACACAUAUUUCUUUGGUUACAAGUGUCUUUUGAGGAGCUUGGACAGGA
Daldinia decipiens is the source of this 1364-nucleotide messenger RNA. RefSeq lists its product as uncharacterized. Lineage: Eukaryota; Fungi; Ascomycota; Sordariomycetes; Xylariales; Hypoxylaceae. The record is from RefSeq and is a predicted model, not a curated record. The transcript is spliced from 2 exons. Gene Ontology annotation, cellular component: cytoplasm; membrane; mitochondrion. Bases 126 to 980 code for a protein of 284 amino acids.